AUGGUGUUAAUCAAGCUUCUCGCUCUGCGACUCGAGCUUCUCGCUCUGCGACUCGAGCUUCUCGCUCUGCCCCAAGAUGACGUCCCCAGGUUGCUACUCGACAUCGGUUGUGGCUCUGGGCUUAGUGGAGAGACCUUGUCUGAUAGUGGGCAUCAUUGGAUUGGUUCAGAUAUUUCCCAAUCCAUGCUUGAUGUUGUACUGGAAAAUGAGGUUAAGGGUGACCUUUUUCUCGGGGACAUGGGCCAGGGAUUAGGACUUCGUUCUGGAGUUAUUGAUGGAGCCAUUAGUAUCUCAGAUAUCCAGUGGUUGUGCAAUGCCGACAAGUCCUCACAUAAUCCGCGAUUAAGAUUGAAGGCUUUCUCUGGGUCAUUGUAUAGAUGUUUAGCUAGGGGAGCAAAAGCUGCAUUUCACAUGUAUCCAGAAAAUCUAGACCAGCGGGAAUUGAGACAAUAGUACUGAAAGAAACAUAGGGUUUAGAAGAAAACUUGAAUUAAGGAAGGUUAGCGAAGAGAAACCAAGGCACAACCUUCAAAUAAACUAAGCUACACGGAAUCGGGUGCG
This is a messenger RNA of Argentina anserina (silverweed cinquefoil), 561 nucleotides long. RefSeq names its product 18S rRNA (guanine-N(7))-methyltransferase RID2-like. Gene Ontology annotation, cellular component: nucleolus. Lineage: Eukaryota; Viridiplantae; Streptophyta; Magnoliopsida; Rosales; Rosaceae. The record is from RefSeq and is a predicted model, not a curated record. The coding region runs from base 1 to 453 and encodes 150 amino acids. The transcript has 8 exons. Gene Ontology annotation, biological process: rRNA (guanine-N7)-methylation. Gene Ontology annotation, molecular function: rRNA (guanine) methyltransferase activity.